UCUUUUUUUAAUUUUUCUUUUCGGUAACAAAAAUAGAUGAGAAUUGCAUUUGAUAAAAUCGAUUUAUUUUUUUGUUUUCGGAAUAAAUCAAUUUUUUUAUGCGAGAAAACAAAAAAAAAUCAAAAAUUUUCUGCUUCUGUUUCAAGCACAAAAAGAGAAUCAGUUUUGUCUGAGACUCUCACCACUCGGUACCCGCUCACACCCCAUCACUGCUUUCAACCAUAUACGAUUCGAAUAUUCAGAGUGAGGUCGCUUUAGCUGGUAGUCUGGGCCAUCAUAUUAUCGUGCGAUUCGGUUCUGUUUCUGUUCUGCCAUAUUCUUUAAUCUUCUAAACUCCAAGGUUCUCAAAUGGUUGAAAUUUACUGUGCCCAAUCGUCUUCAAUAAAAGUUAUUCUUAACAAAGCUAGGUGAACUAUGCUGGCGCUUCCCAGUGGAAACCUCGUGCUUCUCCAUAGCAGAACAUUAAUUUCCUCGAUACAUAGAGGAAUCACAAGGCAAAUGGGUUCCACACGAACCCUCUGUUCGCACCAUGAGGACCCAGAAAUGAAAGACUUACUGAACUACAUUGAUUCCCUCAAAAAUUAUGAGAAAUCAGGAGUGCCCAGAGGGGCAGGCACCGAUUCUCAAGAGGGGUUCGAUCUUGGUAGAAUGAAACGCCUGAUGGAGCGUUUUGGUAAUCCUCACUCCAAAUUCAAGGCUGUUCAUAUUGCUGGGACAAAGGGAAAGGGAUCAACAGCAGCUUUUAUAUCUAAUAUUCUGAGGGCAGAAGGUUAUUCUGUUGGUUGUUAUACUAGUCCACAUAUCCGGACUAUCAGGGAACGCAUUUUACUAGGAAGAUUUGGGGAUCCUGUCUCGGCGAAAUUGUUGAACAAUCUUUUUCAUAGGAUCAAGCAGGAUCUUGACCAAGCAAUGAAAGAGGAAAAUGGUUGCAUAAGCCAUUUUGAGGUUUUCACUACGAUGGCAUUCAUCCUAUUUGCUGAUGAGAACAUUGACAUUGCUGUUAUUGAGGCUGGGUUAGGGGGCGCACGAGAUGCAACAAAUAUUAUCUCCAGCUCUGGACUUGCUGCAUCAGUCAUAACCACUGUAGGUGAAGAACAUUUGGCAGCUCUUGGGGGUUCUUUGGAAACUAUUGCAAUGGCAAAGGCAGGAAUCAUAAAACAAGGCCGCCCAUUGGUGUUGGGUGGGCCAUUUCUCCCUCAUAUUGAGCACAUCAUUCGAGAUAAAGCAGUAACCAUGGAUUCACCUGUAGUGUCAGCAUGUGAUACAGGGAAUAAAUGUACUGUAAAAAGUUUCAGCAUACGCAAUGGCAGGCCUUGUCAAAUUUGUGAUAUUGUGAUACAAGUUGUGGAAGAUUUGAAACUGUCCUGUAAGUUACUUGAUGUGAAGCUGCAAAUGCCUGGUGGUCACCAACUUCAAAAUGCAGCAACUGCUACUUGUUUGGCACUCUGUCUUCGUAAUUUAGGAUGGAGAAUUUCUGAUGAAUCUAUUAGGUCUGGUUUAGAGCAUACAUAUCUCCUUGGAAGGAGUCAAUUUCUAACAUCUGAAGAAGCUGAGGUAUUAGGACUUACUGGAGCAACAAUAUUACUGGAUGGAGCCCACACCAAAGAAUCUGCCAAAGCACUGAUGAAUACAAUAAUGAUGGCAUUUCCCAAGGCUCGAUUGACUUUUGUUGUUGCAAUGGCAAGUGACAAAGACCAUGUGGGUUUUGCUAGAGAGAUUCUGUCAGGGCUGCAUGUGGAGACUGUUCUUUUGACUGAAGCUGCUAUUGCUGGAGGUGUAACUCGAACAACUCCAGCUUCUUUGUUGAGAGAUUCUUGGAUUAAAGCUUCUGAAGAGCUUGGUGUUGGGAUUAUUCACGAUGGAAUGGCAGAAUACAGUGAAUUAUUAAAGGAUCAGCCAGUAAGCUCUGCAAGCAAUUUGGGUGAUGGUAAGACCAUACUGGCUACUGAGUCGUCUUUGAAGAGUUGUUUGAGAACUGCUAAUAAUAUUCUCAUCAGAAGAGGGAAUGACAAGGGUAUUAUUGUCAUCACUGGAUCUCUGCAUAUUAUAUCCUCAGUCUUAGCUUCUCUCGAUGGUUAAUGACUUUUUAUUAUGAAGCUACUCAAACCGAAUUUCUCAGCAAUUACAAACUAAAAAGCGAAGGCCAAGUAGAAUCCUGAAUGGCUUUAUAUCUGCAUUCCACAGCACUGUUUCUAGGCUUCAUUGAAUAAGUUAUAAUCACUGUGCAACAGUUUUCUAGGACUGGAAUUUUGGACGCUGUUACAUAAAUGAUCAACAUUCAACAGCAAUGUAUUAAGUCUAGAAUGAAUAUUUUAUGGUCUUAUCCGAGGCUUCUCUUGGAGCUUAAUCAGCUUAAAUUAAUGUUUUUAAAAUCAGGUCAUUGAGCGGAUGAAGGCACUGCAUCACAGUUCAUUGUUCUGGUAGUUGUUGAAUUGUAAUUGAA
Gastrolobium bilobum is the source of this 2443-nucleotide messenger RNA. Its product is annotated as dihydrofolate synthetase-like. Gene Ontology annotation, molecular function: tetrahydrofolylpolyglutamate synthase activity; ATP binding. The coding region runs from base 415 to 2079 and encodes 554 amino acids. Lineage: Eukaryota; Viridiplantae; Streptophyta; Magnoliopsida; Fabales; Fabaceae. Gene Ontology annotation, biological process: tetrahydrofolylpolyglutamate biosynthetic process. The record is from RefSeq and is a predicted model, not a curated record. The transcript has 12 exons. Gene Ontology annotation, cellular component: mitochondrion; cytosol; cytoplasm.